Messenger RNA from Punica granatum (pomegranate), 5555 nucleotides. NCBI's taxonomy places the organism in Eukaryota, Viridiplantae, Streptophyta, Magnoliopsida, Myrtales, Lythraceae. The record is from RefSeq and is a predicted model, not a curated record.
UAUCCUCACUGUCUGUCGUACCUCCAUCUCCGUCCAAUCUCCCUCCUCCUUGCCUCAGCUUUGCAUCGUUCUCCUCCAUCCCCCUUUCUCUCAAUCAUUAUCUGCGUUGCCUCCAUCUCCCAUUUCUCUGCCCAGUUUGCAUUUGAUUCUUCUUGGUCUCCAUCCUGCUUGCCCCAAGCUUUGCGUAUACAGGCAGCGACUAUGGCUGAAAUUCUCGGGGCCGUUGUGGGGUCCAUCACCGGACAUCUCCUUUCCCUCGUCUCCCCGGAGAUCGGACUAGCACGUGGUGUCAAAGUUGAGCUCCAGAAUCUCCAGAGUACUGUCUCGGCUAUUGCUGCCAUGCUUCGUGAGGCUGAGAAGAGACAAGUCCUGGCUGAGGGCGUGAAGGACUGGCUGAAGAAGCUGGAAGAUGUGCUUUACGAUGCUGAUGACCUGCUGGAUGACUUCUCCACUCAAGUGUUGCGUCGUCGUAGUGUGGUGGGAGGAGGUAAUCGGAUCUUGAAUGAGGUCGGUAUCUUCUUUUCCUCUUCUAACCAGCUCGUUUAUGCCAAUAAGAUGGCUCAUCGAGUCGAGGAUAUCAGGAAGAGAAUCAAUGCCAUUACGAAUGAUAGGGUCCAUUUUCAUCUCGAGGGAAAUAGUAAUCCUAUUGAGAGUUUGGUGGAGAACCGGGUCACGCGAGAAACUUAUCCCUAUGAGCCACAACCGUAUGUGAUUGGAAGAGAUACGGACAAGAAGGAAGUUAUCGAGUUCUUACUUAAUCCUGAUUUUGAGGAGAAUGUUUCCGUCCUCCCAAUAGUGGGUUUUGGCGGUCUAGGGAAAACGACACUGGCAAGACUCGUAUUCAAUAAUGACAGCGUGAAGGAGUACUUCGAGUUGAAGCUUUGGGUUUGUGUGUCGACCAAUUUUGACGUGAAGGAUAUUCUGGGGAAGAUAGUACGAGAAUGCAUUGCUAGCCUCAACAUGAAUGAAUUGAGAAACUUGCUUGGAGAAGAGCUCGAUGGAAAGGAUGAUAUGAUGAAAAUGUCACGGGAUCAGAUUCUAGAAAAGGUACUUGCAAAGCUCACCAACAUGGAUGAGCUGCAAAGAAAGCUGGGAGAAGUGCUCGAUGGAAAAAAGUUUUUACUUGUGUUAGAUGACGUGUGGAAUGAGAAUCGGCGCGAGUGGUUGAAUCUCGAAUGGUUUCUUCAGAACGGUGCAAAAGGAAGUAAAAUAUUGGUGACGACUCGCAGUCCUCUUGUGGCCAGAACUAUGACUGGAAGAUCCCAUAAAUUGAGUGGCUUAGCCGAGGAUGAGUCAUUUUCUCUGCUAAUGCGAAUGGCAAUGAAGCAAGAACAUGAGUGGAGAAAUGAAAACUUAGAAUCGAUUGCAAAAGAAAUUCUAAAGAAGUGUGCGGGAGUUCCCCUCGCAAUUACAACGAUUGGGCGACUGUUAUUAUUCUCGAGAAAUACUGAAGAAGAUUGGUUGAAAUUCAAGAAUAAUGAUUUAUCGAGAAUAAAUCAAGAAGAAGGUGACAUCAUGCCAUCCCUUAAGCUGAGCUACAAUUUUUUGCCGUCACGCUUGAAACGGUGUUUUUCUUAUUGUAGCUUGUUUCCGAAAGAUUGCAAGUUGGAAAAACGUGAGCUCAUUCAUCUUUGGAUGGCACAGGGAUAUAUCAAACCCCUAAGCAACAGGCAAACAAUUGAAGAAGUCGGUCAAGAUUAUUUCAUGGAGCUGCUUUCAAGAUCCUUUUUCCAGGAUGUAGAGGAAGAUUUGUAUGGCAGCAUCGUGAGCUGCAAAAUGCAUGAUUUGAUGCAUGACCUUGCACAGUCGGUGGCUGGAAAUGAUUGCAUCACCAUUGAUAGCUCAAAUGUGAAAACCUUCCCAGAAGGAACUCGUCAUGUAUCUAUAGCUGCUGCGGGAGAUUAUGAGUGGAAUGGAAGAGUAAGGUCUAUGCUUUUUAUUCAUGGAAAGCUGGAGAUUGAGAAUGGUCAUUUGGAUGUUUCUGGUUUUACAAAUCUGCGGGCACUACGUCUUCGUUCUGCUAAAGUAAAAAAGAUAUCCAGAUCGAUUGGUAAAUUGAAGCAUUUGAGAAGCCUUGAUCUCUCAUUUAAUUAUGGGUUAAGGUAUCUUCCGAAUUCCAUAAGCAAGUUGUGCAAUUUGGAGACGCUCAGCCUCAGAGAAUGUCUGCGUCUAAAAAGAUUACCAAGAGGCAUUACAAAGUUGGUCAAUCUAAGGCAGCUUAUUCUGAGUGGAUGUGGUAGUUUGACACAUAUGCCAAGAGGAAUUGAGAAGUUGACUAGUCUACAAACGUUAGAUGUAUUCGCGGUUGGGGGGAAAUGGUACAACCUAAAUGCUGCAAGGCUGAAUGAGUUAAGUAGACUUACCGGAUUGAGGAUUAAAGAACUGACUAUUCAAGGCUUGGAUAGAGUGGGGAGUACCUCGAGCGAGGUAGAUGCUUCGUUCUCAAUAAAGAACUUUCCUCUUCAAUCUUUGAAACUAGACUGGAGUUUUGGAGACUCAGAAGAGGUUUUGGAGAGACUGCGACCCCAUCCAGAUCUGAAGGUAUUGAGUAUAAAUCUAUACGGUGGUGCUAGGCUUUCAUCGUGGGUUUCUCAACUGCAUAGACUAGUCCAGAUUGAGAUUAUCUAUUGUAAUAAUUGCAGCCAUCUACCACCUCUAGAUCACCUCCCUUUCCUGAAAAAAGUCUCCUUGCGGAAGAGUAGCCUGGAGUGCAUUGAAUUAUGGGAGAGUACUGGCCAAGAGGACAAGGAGAGUGGGAUGCCGCAGCCUAAUAAUAAUUUCUUUCCAUCCUUAGAAGAAAUAGAGCUGAGGGAUUUGCCUAAAUUCAGGGGAUGGGAGAGGAGGACGAACACCCGAAUUGAACGAGAGGAGGAUGAUCAUUCUUCUUCUUCUUCUUCUUCUUCUUCUUCUUCUUCUUCUUCUUCGUUAUUAAUGCUCCACACGUUCUCUGACAAGGUCAAUGUCUCCAUAGAAUAUUGCCCAGGAUUCUCUUACGCGCAUGGUCAAAAUCUACGACAAAUGGGUUUCACUGUAACCUCGACCAAACUUGCAGAGCAGUUGCUGAGGGAUGCAUCUCUAAGCCAAGAUCCAACCCCCGUCCUUACUGUAGCGCCAAUUCCACCAUCGCGGGGGAAGAUGACCGUGUCUUCUAAAUCUCUCUCCACGCUGACGUACAUCUUAUUCAGUGGAAUCGAGGAUGCAGAGGACUUGCCUGUGGAGUUGUUUCGGUCCCUCCCAUCUCUCGAGGCUCUUGUAAUCAGCGAAUGCCGUCGACUGAAAGCUCUCCCUGUAAGGGCAAUCCUCCGAUACCUACCAUCCCUUGAGAUGCUGGAGAUUUCUGAGUGCAAAGACCUUGAUUUAUCAAUGGAUGAAGAUAGUCACGACGGUGUUGGUGAAGGCAUGAACAAUCUGCAGCUGCAGGGCAUGACUUCUCAGGGGAAGCUACGCGGCUAUCCGCAGCUUGACUUCUCUGGGGAGUCGGGAAAUCAACGAGGCAUGCCUAAUUUGCAAUCCGGCGAACCCACUAAACUUCGGGAAUUGAGAUUUUACGAGAUUGACAAAAUGAAGACUCUCCCGUGGUGGAUGCAGCACCUCACUAACCUUGAAGAGUUAAGUAUCCUCGACUGCAGCAAUCUGAAGGCUUUGCCUGAGUGGUUUCCCAAUCUCACCUCACUCAAACAACUUAGAGUUAUUGGUUGCGGGAAGGAGCUGCCAAGAAGGUGCAGAGAGAUUACCGGAGAGGACUGGCCUAAGAUUUCUCACAUCCAGAAAGUAGAUGUACGCAAUUAGUCUGGUUCAUUCAUACUCCUGGCCAUCUUAUCAAAGAUAAUGUUAAGGGCCUCCUCAUCUGCUUUCCUGCUUUCACGGUACUUAGCUUAAGCUCUUAGACAGCUGAGCGACACUGACCAUCGAGUUCCAGUCUUUUAUGACUGGGGAAGCUUUGAAAGUCUCCCCUACUUUGAUCAAUGAAGGUUGUUCUUAUUCCACUCCAGGACGGUACUUCCUGUCAGCUGUCGAGAUCAUAUCAUCCCAAGCUCACAAAUUCAUCUUCCCCGUCGAGUUUCUGAAAGAGGGAGUGGUGAAUUGCUGAUUUUGUAGUAUAUAUCAACUUCCGAAUUUGUCAUAUUUGAAGAGGGUUGGAUAUGUUUUACAUUAAAAAAUCAGCAUGUCCAGGCAAACAUAUGAAUGGAACCUUUGAGAUCCUCCUGGUUUUCGAACUCUGAUCUUUUGUCGAAGUGCACCUGAAGCAACCUGGCUAGCUGAAGAAACUAGCUCCCGGGGUCAUCCCAGCAAUGUCAGUCCUGCAGUUCUGCUGUAGGAUAGGAUAUGUCUCUUUGCUGUUCAGAUGUCAGCUCUAUCAUUCUUCCUCUCGGAAGGAGACAACCUUUCCGAGUUUUCAGCAGCAGAACUGUGAAUCCAUAUUCAGUGGCAUCAAAAUUAUGAACUUCCGAUGAAGAUCAGUUGACGCUUUUAUUUUUAUGGAGGGUUUGCAUAAUUUAUGUAACUCUUCUGUCAUUACUCCAAACCGCAGCACUCAUGUGGCUUCUGAUGUCUCCUCUUUCAGUUAUUCAUGAAGCAAGGCUCGUACACUUGCUGAAGUGUACGAGCCUUUCAUGAAUAUUUCCUUCCGGGGGCAUCCAUUUCACUUUUGCUGAAGUGAGCAGUUAUCAGGAGGUUAGGAGCUGUUUAAUCAUUCAUGCACUGCUGCUUCAUACGGUCUUCAACAUGUCCAAGAAUCUACGGAAACUCCACAGACUCACCCAACUUAUAAGAAUUUGAUCAAAGCAGAUAGUGGACUUCCUAUGUCUUCUGAACUUCAGCAUACGUACAGUGCUGGAUAAAUUUUAUCCUAAUCAGUAUUUCCAGAGCUUUGUCACUUAUGGUGGCUGGAACCAUUGUUUAGUUGAAGGCAGAAGCUGAGAUAUUUCAGGGUCUACGUUUGCCUUGGGGAGACAUUUGGAAGGCAUAGCUGAAGCAGCUUUAUCAUAAUGAAGGCAGAGCGCUCUGGAGCUCAACUCCUUUGUUUGUAUGGAGGGAACAGAUACGGCGCAGAAGAAGGUGCAGAAGUAAUACCAGAGAGGACAGCCCUAAGAUUUCUCACAUAAAAAAUGUUUAUAUAUGCUGAAGCUGGUUCUCUCUCACUGCCUCCAAAGAUGAUAUGGAGGGCCUGCUGUGGUUCCUGCUUCCAAUAUUUAGCUCAAACUCUGCUCAGUGAUAUCGACCAUUGAGUUUCAACUUCUCCAAGAGGAAGAAAAUUAUAGACUCCUUUUCCUGAUAUCAUUGAAGCUUGUUAAUAUUCCACUCCGGAUAUGUAUAUGUGAAAUUUAAUGACUUAUUUACUUUUUGAUAGUGAAAGAGUAGGGGAGAUGGCAAUUCGUUUGAUUAAUGGCCUGUUUCAACUUCCCUCAGUUGCAUCAAAUUUAAACAGGACGGUACUUCCUGUAAGCCGUCGAGAUCAUUUAAUUUUUUGCGGUCGUGUUCUUGCCUGAACUUUUUGGUGGCUUGAUUUUCCAAGUUUGGAAGAAAUGAUGGAGGAGAUAGUUGAUUUCUGUUUC